Molecule: messenger RNA, 2563 nt
Organism: Scatophagus argus
Lineage: Eukaryota; Metazoa; Chordata; Actinopteri; Scatophagidae
Gene: btr12
Product: bloodthirsty-related gene family, member 12
Exons: 8
Coding region: 123-1838 (571 amino acids)
Molecular function (GO): zinc ion binding; protein binding
Source: RefSeq, a predicted model, not a curated record
UGACGCACUGAGAGUGGGAGGGCCUCUUCAGGUUUCAGGAAGAGUGCAGCACCUGUCGGUCUGUGAUUCAUAGCAAAGUACAACAGGUGAAGGACUGCACUAACUCGGCGUCAGAGGGAAACAUGCAGAGCAUCAGUUCCCCAGGAGGCCGGGUCCUCUCUGAGGAGCAGUUCAGCUGCUCCAUCUGUCUGGAGGUGUUCGUGGAGCCCGUGUCCACACCCUGCGGCCACAGCUUCUGCAAGGCCUGCCUGCAGGGCUACUGGAACCACAGUAAGAAGUUCACCUGCCCCAUGUGCAAGAAGACCUACUCCAAAAAACCCGAGAUGAGCGUCAACAGGGUCCUGGCUGAAAUCUCCACCCAGUUUCAGGGGCUGGUGAUGGCCGGAGGGGCCGGGGGAGGGGGGUCCUCCUCACGGGGGUCCACACUGAACCUGAACUCAGAUACGGGCCACGAUGGCUCUCCGGGGAUGGACACCGGGGAGUUCGCCCGGGCUGGGGAGGUUCCCUGUGACGCCUGCAUUGGGAGGAAGUUAAAAGCGCUCAAGUCCUGUGUGAACUGUCCUGGGUCAUUCUGUGAAACCCACCUCAGACAUCACAAAAAGGUGAAGUCUUUGAUAUCUCACCGCCUCAUCGAACCCACUUUCCACCUGGAGGACAAAAUCUGCAAGAAACACGAACGUCUCCUGGACGUCUACUGCCGGACGGACCACACCUGCAUCUGCACGGCCUGCGCCGAGGCCACGCACAAGUCCCACGACAUCGUCUCCACUGACCAUGAGUGGAAGAAGAAGAUGAGUAAUCUUGGUAAGAAAAGGUCGGAGCUCAAACAUUUGAUCAAGGAGAGAGCCAAGAAACUGGAGGAGAUCAAGCAAUCCAUCAAGGUCAUUAAGGCCAGCGCUCAGAAGGAGCUGGAGGAGAGCUGGCAGGUGUAUGCGGAGCUGCAGCGUAUGGUGGAGCAGAGUCAGGCGGAGCUGGUGGAGGUGAUCGCCACAAAGCAACGUGAGGCUGAGCGUCACGCCCAGGAAAUGGCCCGAGGUCUGGAGAACGAACUCAGCCAGCUGAGGAGGCGGAGCAACGAGCUGGAAGCCUACGCCCAGACGCAGGACAAAGUGAUCUUCCUGCAGAACCUGACGACGCUGCCUCCCCCACCCGAGCCUGCUGAUUGGUCGUCUGUCAGCAUCAACACCGACCUCUACCUGGGAACCAUCCGCACCUCCAUCAGCAACCUCACAGAAAAGUUCCAGGAGGAGCUCAAAAGGCUGUAUGGGAAAGAGCUCCGGAAGGUACAGAACUAUUCAAGUGAAGUGAUACUGGACCCUUCCACGGCCCAGAAGAACCUGGUUGUGUCCGAUGACGGUCGCCAGGUGAGAUAUGAAGAGCGUAAGAUCUCCCACUCUGAGGGUCCGAAACGCUUCAGCCCCGCUCUCUUCAUCUUGGGCCGAGAAGGUCUCAGCUCUGGGCGGCACUACUGGGAGGUGGACAUGGGCCGCAAGACAGCCUGGACGCUCGGCGUGGCCAGCGCCUCAGCCCGCCGCAAGGGUGAGAUCAAGCUGAGUCCUGAGGGGGGAUACUGGUGCCUGUGGCUGAAGAACGGAGAGGUGAAGGCCUUGGCGUCACCCCGCCUGCCUCUAGUGCUGCAGUCCCAACCCAAUAAAUUGGGAAUCUUCCUGGAUUACGAAGCAGGCCAAAUUUCUUUCUACGAUGUGAAAGCACGUCUUCAUCUCUACACGUUUGUCGAUACCUUCAAUGAGAAUCUGUACCCGAUCUUCAGCCCCUGUCUCACCCAGGACGGGAAGAACGCUUCUCCUCUCAUUGUAACCCCUGUUAAACACACCUGAGGCUGACAAUCAGUCGAAGGCCCGGUGGGCCAGUAGACUUUCACAACAUGUUAAGGACAAAAGAAAGUUUGGUGCAAUAUGUUGAUAUUCUGUCAUUUUUAGAAAGUGAUUUUAGUGGUUAUUUGGUCCUAAAAUAAAGACAUUUUCUACUCUUCUACUCUUUUCUCCUCAUAUGGACAUGUUAUCACCUUUGCUGAAAUGAAAUCAGGUUCAGUGCAGAUCCCGGAAAGACCUUUGACCCACAUAGUGACCGUUUGGAAGCAAUGAAGUAAAAGAAAGGACCGUGUCACUAGUUUGUUAUUGGAUCAGAGCCUGACUGUGUAUUACAAGUUUUUGUAUACUAACAGAUAUUCUCUUGUAAAAAUAUGUGAAGGACUAGAGAGGAUUAUUCCAAAGGCCUGUGGUUCUUAUUUUUGUAGCCUUGGUACAGGAGAUAGCUGAGUUUGGGUAAUGCUAUACCUCUGGCACUUUUCUGGUUUUCUGAGUCUUUGUCUAACAGGAAGUAUGAGACUUUGGAUGUUUAGUACAGAUCAAAACAAUGAGGGUCAUGUAAACUUGCACGUCUGGGUGACCAAAUGAGAGAUGCUGGCACAUACUGUGGAUAUUGUAUGUAAUUUUUAAACUUAAUGUUCUCAUGAAACUGUUUUAUGUACUUUUAUAUAAUGUCUUUGCUUUUGUAGCUUUCUUUCUUUCUGAACUUGUUCAUUAAAGAUCAGUUACAAAUA